AUGAAGACUCAAUAAGCUUAUCUAUCAUUAGGAUAGAUGACAUUAAAUUGCUUAACGAGUUAGAGAGAGUAUAAAUUGGUAAAUUAGAAGAGAAAUUCGCUUUUAGUAUCCUUAGUUUAGCCAAAAAGGCUGAAAAAUACAUCCUAAAUUGCUGAAUUAGAUGAUAUACCAAAGAAAUAAAGAAGAAAAAGCUUCUAAGAGGGUAAUAGUGGUUAGAAAUUGCUUAGAUUAAAUUGUUUAUAUCCCAUAUCUAUUUGUUUAUAGCAUAUAAGUCAAAAACCAAAAAUAGAUACUACUAUUAAUAAGAUUAUAUUGCGUAAAGCUGUAAAGAGGGCUUCAGUAAUAUUAUCGACAGUGAAAUACUGGAAGGACCAUUCUUAUUUAAAAAUAGAUGUUCCUACUAUGUUUAAAUCAAUCCAUUAGAGGAAUAGUUAUGUAAGCGAUCGAAAUGAAAUGACCAAUCGCAGCAAGUAAAGAAGUGGUCAGCAUCCAGUUUUGUUAAAUCAAUUUAGAAUUAGGAAUAAUGAAAGGCUGAUUUAGUAUAGUCUUGAUAAGGCAGCCAAAAAAGCAAAAUCUGCAAGUGACCAUUUACCUAAUUAUAACUUAUUAAGUUAUUCUUCAAGACAUAGCAUACCAAAUGCGCAUAUUAUAGUAAAAUAAUGA
Molecule: messenger RNA, 663 nt
Organism: Paramecium tetraurelia
Lineage: Eukaryota; Ciliophora; Oligohymenophorea; Peniculida; Parameciidae
Exons: 1
Source: RefSeq, a predicted model, not a curated record